Trichophyton verrucosum HKI 0517 is the source of this 1512-nucleotide messenger RNA. Its product is annotated as Glutaredoxin domain protein. The transcript has 9 exons. Gene Ontology annotation, molecular function: rRNA binding; structural constituent of ribosome. Gene Ontology annotation, biological process: cytoplasmic translation. The record is from RefSeq and is a predicted model, not a curated record. Bases 1 to 1512 code for a protein of 503 amino acids. Lineage: Eukaryota; Fungi; Ascomycota; Eurotiomycetes; Onygenales; Arthrodermataceae. Gene Ontology annotation, cellular component: cytosolic large ribosomal subunit; ribosome.
AUGUUUUCUCCUCGUCGCCUCCGGCUUUACUUGAUUUCCGCCGUGAUACUCGUUUGUUUCAUACUAUAUUUCACUGGAGAUGUCCGGCGCACGCAGGCGUUAAGAGCUGCCGGUACAUCGCAACCGGGGAAAUCAAAUCCCAAUUUGAAGGGCUCAUCAGGGAGUUAUGGAAAUGAUAAAGACAACGAUGGCGGCGUCUUUGAUAAAUUGAAGCCUGGUUCUCUGCGGUCCGGAGACAAGCAGAAGCCAGUCAAGGUAGAAGAACCAGAGCAGACGCCGACUUCAGCCAAGAAAGAGAAAGGGAAAGGGAAAGACGAAGAAGAAGCUACAGAUGAUGCGAAGAGCGAAGACGACAUUGUCAACGAAGAGAUGAAUACCAUCUUAAAGAGAUCCCCAAUUAUAAUAUUCUCCAAGUCAUAUUGCCCUUACAGUAAGAAGGCAAAGUAUUUCAUGCUGGAGAAGUAUAAUAUCACUCCCGCUCCCUUCGUGGUUGAGCUGGAUGAGCAUCCGCUAGGCAGGCAGCUGCAGGAUCUGCUAGGGACCAACACUGGCCGCAGGACAGUGCCCAACAUCCUUGUCAACGGCAAGACUAUAGGCGGCGGAGACGACAUCGAAGCCUUGUACCUGUCUGGUGAGCUGGGGACGAAGCUGCAGGCUCUGGGCGGGAAGAGAGUGACAGCGGUCGGCAUCAAUCGAUAUCAAUCAAUAUCAAUCAAUAUCAACUUCGUCGCCUUCUUCUCAUUCCCAAAAGGGAAACACAUCACCGACCGCAAAACUUCCAAAGCGAAACUUCGAAAAGUCAACGAAGCGAAAAAGAACGACGAAGCGCAUCAACGUCGACAAACCACCUUCAACUCUCCCGUUUCGCCCUCGGUCAGCUUCUUCACAGGCGGAGUCAAGAUGCUCUACAUACACUCCCAGGAGACUCUGCAGAUCCCAGAGAAUGUGAACCUUCACAUUCGAUCCCGUAUCGUUACGGUUGAGGGACCACGAGCAUGCACUUACACUGGUUUCAAUGAUGCAGGAAAGUUGGUCAAGGACCUCUCCCACCUUUCGGUCUGCUUCAGCCGCCCAAAGAAGGACACCAUUGCCAUCGAGGUUCACCAUGGAGGACGUAAGGCCGUUGCUACUCUCCGCACUGUCCGGACCAUCAUCAACAACUUGAUCAUCGGCGUCACCCGCGGGUUCAAGUACAAGAUGCGCUACGUCUACGCCCAUUUCCCCAUCAACGUCAACAUUGAGACCAACAAGGAGACCGGUGCCGUCGAGCUCGAGAUCCGUAACUUCUUGGGUGAGAAGGUUGUCCGUCGCGUUGUCUGCCAGAAGGGUGUCGAGGUUGUCGCUUCCUCCAACGUCAAGGAUGAGAUUGUUCUCUCCGGAAACUCCGUCGAGAGUGUAUCACAGAGUGCUGCCGAUAUACAACAGAUUUGCCGUGUCAGAAAUAAGGAUAUCCGAAAGUUCCUUGACGGAAUAUACGUCUCGGAGAAGGGAAACAUUGUCGAAGAAGAGUAA